UCGUGUGUUUAUACAUACAUAUAUAUAUAUGGUUGAGAGUUGAGAAAUUUUUUAAAGUGGUCUCUUCAUAACAAAAACUGAGAACGCGAUUGUUAAAAAUGGAACAACAAGUAGUACUAGAAUCCGAGUACGGACACGUGGCACCGUCGUACAGAGGAGUCCGGAAGCGAAAGUGGGGGAAAUGGGUAUCCGAGAUUAGAGAGCCCGGCAAGAAAUCCCGGAUAUGGCUGGGAAGCUACGAAACUCCCGAGAUGGCUGCAGCCGCAUACGACGUGGCAGCGCUCCACCUCCGAGGACGUGCGGCUCGGCUUAACUUCCCCGAGCUGGCCGAAGCCCUCCCAAGGCCCGCCACAUCUAGGCCCGAGGAUGUCCAGUUGGCGGCCCAGCAAGCCGCAAUGCGGUUCAGGAGGGAGCAGGAGCACGCCGAGGAGGAGCCGAUGAUGGAUCGAGCGAACGAAUUAAACGUUAGGUCGUCUGGUAAUGCUGAUAUUAAGAGUGGUGAGUCCUACUCAGUGCCGGUGACGGUGGGGCUUUCGCCGAGUCAGAUUCAGGCGAUUAAUGAGUCGCCGUUGGAUUCCCCAAAGAUGACGUGGAUGCAAAUGGCGGCGCCGGCGCCGUUGACGGGGAGUGAUCAGUACUACUUCUACUCCUCGUCUCAUCAUGUGCGUUUAAACGAAGACGUUGAUUUUUCUGAUUUUGACGAAAUACUACAUGAUUCAAUUUGGGACAUAUGAUAUUAAUUUUUACACGAAUAUAUAUAUUAGUCACUCUAAAUAAUUAUUCACUUUAAUUACACAAUACACAAAUAUAUGUAUAAUUAUUUUUUCUAAAUCAACCAGAGAACCUCUUCUUUUUCUCCAACAAUUCUCAACCUAAUCUUUUAAAAGGUUGUGUAUGUACUUUUAUAUUUACCAGCCAAGGUUUUCACACAGGAAAAGUCAGUAUAUUUUAUUCAAUACAAUAUUUUUUUUUUUUUUUGGAAAAUGGGCUGUAAUAAUAAAAAAGAUUAAUGCUCACGUCCAUCAAAAGAUUAAAAAUUUUGUAAUGUUAUUCCGUA
Messenger RNA from Cannabis sativa, 1057 nucleotides. Its product is annotated as ethylene-responsive transcription factor ERF022-like. NCBI's taxonomy places the organism in Eukaryota, Viridiplantae, Streptophyta, Magnoliopsida, Rosales, Cannabaceae. The transcript has a single exon. Gene Ontology annotation, biological process: regulation of DNA-templated transcription. Gene Ontology annotation, molecular function: DNA-binding transcription factor activity; DNA binding. Bases 99 to 734 code for a protein of 211 amino acids. The record is from RefSeq and is a predicted model, not a curated record.